CCCACUUAAUCCCGUGUUUGGUUUGAUGUAUUGCCUAUUACAGGCCUAUUACAACACGGAUGUAUUCCUCAUUUUCUCUGCUUCAACAACGAUUAGCCAUUCCAUUUCAAAAGUAAGGAUUAGCUAAUCGUUUCAGUUUUACCCUCCCUAGCCAAAAUCUGCUGCUCCACCCCACCCUCUCCCUCCCAACAUCAACAGCAGUUUUCUUCGAACCAAAUCUCCACCGUCUUGCGUUUGGGAAGCGAGAAAGUGUGAGAAAAAUGAGCGGACCGGGGAAGAAAGUCGUCGAUGUCGCGUUCAAAGCAUCAAAGAACAUUGAUUGGGAAGGGAUGGCUAAGCUUUUGGUCUCCGAUGAGGCUCGCAAAGAGUUCGUUACUCUUCGUCGCACUUUUGAUGAAGUUAACUCUACUUUACAAACCAAAUUCAGCCAGGAACCUGAACCCAUUGACUGGGAGUACUAUAGAAAAGGAAUUGGCUCUCGCCUGGUAGAUAUGUACAAAGAGGCAUAUGAGAGUAAGUUAAUUUGA
Molecule: messenger RNA, 527 nt
Organism: Gossypium raimondii (Peruvian cotton)
Lineage: Eukaryota; Viridiplantae; Streptophyta; Magnoliopsida; Malvales; Malvaceae
Product: ATP synthase subunit d, mitochondrial-like
Exons: 2
Coding region: 261-527 (88 amino acids)
Biological process (GO): proton motive force-driven ATP synthesis
Molecular function (GO): proton transmembrane transporter activity
Source: RefSeq, a predicted model, not a curated record